UUCAGCUCAUCAAAAUCUAAAAAUCUGUCCCAUAUUUCUCUUUCUUUUAUCAACUACUGGCUUUGUGCAGCAGGCCCCAUAUUUUAAAAUCAAGCUAAUUCCCCAGAUACAUUUCCAUGUAAAAUCUGAAAUUCCUAAUUUGGUUCCCUAUCUUGCAUGGUGAACUAAAUUAUUUUCACGAGCCCUUCAGGGCAUAUUGUCAGCACUGACUUACUGCAGUUAUGCACCAUAUCCCAACCAUUAACAUCGCUUCCAAAUAUAGUGUAUUGACAAGGUACCUGGUACAGUGUAAAUCCUAGGGACAUUUGAUCCAGAUCGUUAAAACCGAGUGAAGGAAGCAAAGAACAGAUCAGGUUACUAAUUCAAACAAGCAAUGAAUUAUUCAUUCCAUUAUUAAUUCGACAGGCCUCCAGCUAUUUUUUCCCUCUCAGAUAGGCUGCAUUGAGUAUACUUCUGCUGUUUUCUGGCACUGGGUCCAUUUGUCUCUUCAUAGCUGUGUCAAAGGAUGCAGCAGAUGCUUCUCCAACACCUUGUGACAAUAACUUUCUUGUGCACAGCGAGUGGGAUAAACGCCAAGAAAGGCAUCAAAUGUGGUGGUGUCCUCUCAGCGCCACAUGGCAAUGUCUCAAGCCCGAAUUUCCCUGGACUCUACCCAUACGAUACAGAUUGCAUGUGGCUCAUAGUGGUAACAGAAGGGUCCUCUGUUCUUCUCACCUUUCAUCACUUUGACCUGGAAUACCAUGACAACUGUGAAUUUGACUACCUCAUGAUUUACAACGGGAUCUCGGAAGACCAAGGCAAUCUCCUAGGAAAAUUCUGUGGCACAAGUUUUCCUCCACCAUUUACCUCAUCUUGGAACAUCAUGACUGUAAUAUUCCACUCAGAUAACCAUGUGGCCAGCCAAGGAUUCUCUGCAGUUUACCAAAAAGAUGUUUGUGGGGGGGUGCUCACCGGCCUCUCAGGAUCAAUAACAAGCCCUGAUUACCCCGAGAAUUACCCCAACAAUGCCGAAUGCCAUUGGGUCAUCCAGGCAACUUCAAAUUCUGUCAUCAAACUGAUUUUUGUGGACUUCCAGAUGGAAAACAGUGAGCAGUGCAAUUUUGAUUAUGUGGCCAUCUUUGAUGGGCCAACUAUGGGGGAUACACUCCUCGGUCACUUUUGUGGGCAUGUGAAGCCUCCGGACAUCUCUUCUGCACAGGAACUGCUGGUUGUGUUCAAAUCAGACUUUAACAUUGCAGGCAGAGGCUUCAAAGCAUAUUUCUUUUCAGGUGCAUGUCAGGAGGUGUACACAGCCGUCAAAGGAAAUUUCUCCAGUCCUCAGUAUCCCAACUAUUACCCCAAUAAUAUCAAGUGUCACUGGGCCAUCCAGCUGCCCCCAGGAUAUCGAAUCAAAGUCUUCUUCCUGGACUUGGAUCUGGAGGGGCGGAACAGCCUGACAGAUGGCUGUGAUUAUGACCAUCUGGCUGCGUUUGAUGGAGGCACCGAGAAGGCGUCUCUGCUGGGGAAGUGGUGUGGGAGAGAAAUGCUGUCUCCUAUUAUAUCCAGUAGAAACAAGCUGCUAUUGGUCCUUCACACAGACAGGAACACAGCCAACCGAGGUUUCUCUGUUGCAUACAUCGGAGUUGUCCUCAUGAAUGUCAGCUGCACACGGACAGAGUUUCAGAUCCAGAUUCCCACACAGUCACUGGCUCAGCUGGAGAGGAAUAAGAUAUAUUUAGGAAUCCCAUCCUGCCCUGCACAAGUGGUCGGCUUGAAUUUUAGGAUACAUGCAAGGUUUGAAACCUGUGGUACAGAACCGCAAAAAAGAAACAACACGUCUGUGAUUGUCAGCAUCCUGUAUAUUGACUUUUCAGAUGGAAAUCAGGAAGACAUUCACCAAUAUGAAGUGCAGUGCGAACCCAAAAGGAAAGAGGCCUCUGUGAAUCUUAUCUCUGGCUCUGAUCCCUACAGACUGAACCAGUAUGCAGAGAACCUGGUGGAGUCCCAACAGCAGGAUAUGGAGGCAGUAGACGUCUACGAGAGCAAGGGCCAGGACACCAGUGACAUUGUCUUCAUCAGCAUCUGUAUUCUUGCUGGGGUUCUCAUGAUCAUUGCUAUUGUCGGGUUAGUCUUGCUAUAGGGAUGCAGCCUUUCGGGCACCUAUCCUCUUGGCACUCCUUCCAUGUCAGCUACUCAAUGAGACUCACAUGAGAGGCAGCUUCUUCUGGAGCUGGGUUAAAAUGCUCACUUAUAGUGGCAACUCACCACAUCAGGCUAGCCUUGUCCCCUGCCAGUUUAGAUCUGAACAGGACUCCUGAGCUUUUGCUCAAAAUCACACGCUUAGAGUGUAUCUGCACCAGCACACCUUCUUAAUACUCGUUUUCAUUUAAUGUAAAUUUGCCCCUCAUUUCCCCAGUACUAAUCUUCGUUGGUGGCAAGGGGAAAUUAUGGGUAUAAAAGGAGAAUUCCUGGAUGCCAAGAUCGAAGUUUGGGGCAAGUAUUUUUUGGUGAGAGAAUCCCAGCAGAGAUUUAUAAUCACAAAACAUGCAGCAAAGUGUGGGGAGGGGAGGCUGUUAAAUAUUUAAAAUACACCCUUGUGAGUUCCAAAAUGGUCCCUUUUCCCUCAGCAUAGAAAAAGAUCAAAUGUUUGGUACAUUAAAAAUUGGUUUACUUACAAAUACUUCAAUUGGUUUACUUACAAACAUGUCAGGUUCAUGUGCUUUUCCAUACAUCUUUCGGAAAACAUAGGCAGUAAAACUUGACUUAAUUACAGGAAAGUUCCUAAAUUAUUGGUACAGGAACACAAUAAUGGCUUGUUAGAGCCAUGCAGUCUGCGCUUGGAGCAACCAGCUCAGACCUCACACGUUGAGGUUCUCAGGCAGGUUGGGAGAGAACAAUAGGUUUGAUUACCUUCCUCCCGAGGUGAGGGGAUGUGACCUAGCUAAGCCUGGCAUGUCGGGUUGCUCUGUGGCUUUAACACCUUCAUGCAUUAAUUAGACUUAAGCAUGUUGAUUAUAUGAGGCUGAGAAAUUUUGUAUGUAUAUGUGAUCACCUCUCUUAGAAUAAUUGUGGGUUUCUGGGGACUUCAAAAAAAUAGUACUGCUUAUGCAAAAUUACUUCUGUGCACUCCUGUCAUCAUACAAAUCAAUAACUUUGAAGCAGUAUGCAGAAGAGAUGGGUGUGAAGAGGUAUACUUUAACACUGAAAAAGGCAAUCUCAGUAUUAGGAAUAGGAUAUGAAAAUCAAACAGCAAGUAAUGUGUAUGCCUUCACAUAAACUGCCCUAUGGUGUGUCCCUGUUUAAAAUUCUAUGUUCAGUUCUCUCACCCCAUCUCUAAAAGGGUAUGGUAGAGGUGGAAAAGAUACAAAAUGGAGAAACUAAAAUGAUUAGGAGAGAUGGAGCACCUUCCCUUAUGGAGAAAAGCUUAAGAAGACAGAGAGUCUUAAUGUUGCUUUAAAGAGUGGUGUGACACUUGAACUGCUCUUUAACCUGCUUGUGUGAAGAAACUAGUGAUUAAAGAACAUUAACAAGUAACUAAUCCACAUUAAGAGAUCUUGAGUGUGUACUCUUGUCUCCUUUGAGAAGAUAUCACACUGCUUAUGGAAUAGUGGAAAAAUCACAGCAGCCUGUAAGAGACAUUGCAGCAGAAGUAUUAUAGUUCCUUAGCAUCUUGAUAACCUAUAAGCCAGAUGCUUUUGUACACAUUAGGAGCAGAGGGUUGGUGUGUUCAUAUGCCAAGGGUAGGGUGAGGAACCCACAGUUUGUUCAUACUACAUAUUGCUCUUUAGACUUAAGAAGUCAGCCUCUGACAUGAUAAAAAAACUUUUAGAGUCUUGAAAUAAUUCAGAGCCAGUAUUCCAUCUCUCUUCUUAAAGAAAAAAGAUGCACACCAAUUCUUCCCUUUCUUAAUAAAAAAUCUAGCUUUGUUUUUUUGAAAAAUGUUUUUUUCUAACAAUCUAGCUGGUCUUCCAUUUAAAACCAUAAAGCAAAUUUAAAUAUUCCUGGGACAAAUCCAAAAGCUGGUUUUUAAAGUAACAAGUUUAUGAGUACAAAUCACCUGGGGCAGAACUACACUCGUGGUUUAUAACGUUAAGGAAUGAUUUUCAUAAUGGAGAUGGACACAUUACAUUUUGCUUGUAAUGUUCAUAAUGUGUUAUUAAAAUUUGACACCAGAGGACGCUGCAGAGCAACCAGGAACCAGCAGUAGGGAAACUGCGUUUUGACGGAUAAAAACAAGGUAAGGAACAUUUUUAAUUUACCAGUAUGCCCUGUGACGCUUUAGAACGAUCUAUCUAAUACCGUUCCAAUAACGGUUAAAAGGUCAGUGUGGAUCCAGCCCUGGAAUCCUAUACCCUGUUGAAAGAAAUAAGUGCUGAUCAAGUGUGUAGGUACCCUUAUGGGAUUUUAGCAUAUGUACAGGUAAAACAGGAGUAGACAGAAGUUAAGCCUUCUUAAUAUUUUUGUCCUGGUAGUGAUUUUGCCUUGCAUGGGCAAUGUUAACAAACAUAUUUUUUUGUUUUAAGCUUCAAAAGGUCUGAUAGUUCAUGAGUUCACAAUUCUCUGAUUACAUGCGAUACUCAUAUAUUUAAAUAAUCACUUCUUAGCACAUGAUAUUUCAUGAUAAAUUCAUGAAGUUCUACUUAAAUGAUUUCCACAGAGUGCCUAUUUGAGCAAGUCGGUUUCACUUUUAAAUGACCAAGAGAGACAGCUAUGGCAAGCCUUCAAGCGCUUUAUUUCUGAAAUGUUGCACAUACAGUGCUUUGCCACCUUCAGUCUCUUGAUGCUGCUCAUAGCUUCUUAAACCUAGCAAGGGAAACCAAUAACCAUUGUACUAACAGUGGGGGACUGGCUAUGGCAUAAUUACAAGUGAAAGGUUCCCCCAUUCUGCUCCUUGAAAAUUCUGUACUACAGAAAAUCUCAGGGACAGGACAGAAUAAGUUGAAUGUGGUCUGAAUUUGUAUGAAAGUGCAUUAAUUAUAGAGAAAAAAUAGUUGUUUCUGGGUCAAAAGCAUGGGACACCUCAAUAUAAUUCAUUGUCCUUUAAUCUGGCUGCACCAAGAAAGCCACAUCAGACACAACAAUAUUCCUCUACUUGCCUAUACCAGAACUCUUAACUUCCAUUACUCCUUUUAAGUCACGAAGAAUAUUAGGUUUCAUGAAUAAAGUAGCUGACUUCUUGAUUCCCUAUUUUUAGUUGUAAAGCCACUUCAGGGUCCUUUCCCAAAAUUCUCAAAAGUUUAUUUCCAAAAGUUACAUAUAUGUGAUCCUACUAUGAUGUAAAAACAUCUCAAAAUAAACCUUGUGUCCAAACAUGG
Podarcis raffonei (Aeolian wall lizard) is the source of this 5294-nucleotide messenger RNA. It is a transcript of the gene CDCP2, whose product is annotated as CUB domain containing protein 2. The transcript is spliced from 6 exons. NCBI's taxonomy places the organism in Eukaryota, Metazoa, Chordata, Lepidosauria, Squamata, Lacertidae. Bases 506 to 2119 code for a protein of 537 amino acids. The record is from RefSeq and is a predicted model, not a curated record.